GCGUUUACAGUUCAGUCAGUGAUUGUUAUCCUUACGAACGAUAUAUUAUUUUAAAAGUAUUAUUCAACAAUGUGCGGUAAAUUUAUGAAAGCACACGUAAACCGAUCAAAAUUAAAUUAUAUUCAAUUAAAUUAUUGUUAACGAUAGUAUGAAUAGAUUAAAAAAUUCAUUAAAGAGAUUUAGGUUAACCUCAAAAAAUCACAACAUGACGUUCCAACGAUCUAUCAUCUGAGUAUUAUUGUAUAGAUAUAUAUAUACAUAUAUGUAUCAGUGUAUGUACACAUUAAUGAAAAUAUUGAAAUUAUUUCUAUUUUAUAUAAUAAUUAAUAAGCCAUGAAAAAUGAAUCUACUCGAAGAAGAAUGCGUUGACAAGAUUUUUAUAUACAAAUUUCCAACAUGUACAACAAAACAAGAAUAUGUAUUAGAAAUACCUUUAAAAAUUCCAUAUCAAGGUUCAAUCAAAGAAUUAACGUAUAGAAUUAUGUCGUCAUUUAAAUUACCAUGUUAUGUGGAAUCAGAUUUAAUGGAAACAAUAAAACGUACUAUUAAAGAAUUAACUUUACAAUAUUAUGAUGAAAAAUCUGAAAAAGUUAUAGAAGCUACGAAGAAUGGUGAUCUGAAUAUAGAAGACAUUAUUAAAAAUUGGGAAAAGAUAUAUAAACAAAAAACAGUUGAAUAUGCUGAUCCAAUAGGAACAACUGAUGAAGAAUUAUUUGCUACGGCUUAUCAUAGAUUAGUACAUUCGCCAUCAUUAGAACCAAUUUUACAAGCUGAACAUAAAUAUGGUAGAGAUGUAACAGAAGUUAUUCAAAUGAGAAACACAGAUUAUGAACAACUUACUCAAAAACAAACGGAAGAAAUGCGUGUUGCUGUAGAAGCUUUGGAAGCUGGAUCAACUGAAAAAUCAAUAAACGAUAUGGCAGGUCGUCAUUUUGAAGAACAAAGUUUACUACAGGGCCAUUGGGGUUCGAGAGUUGAUGCUUUAAAAUUAGAACAAAGACGACAGUAUCGUAAUUGGAUUAUGAGAUUAUUGGAAGAACAACAGACGAAUAUGUUACCAACUCCUGUGGGUUCUCCGAUGAUACCAAUGCCACCAUUGAGACCAGGUUUAGGUACGUUUGUACCAAACGAAGAAAAACAAACGUCAGAUUAUCCCGUGCUCGAAGAAAGUUUCACCAUACAUUUAGGUUCACAAAUGAAACAAAUGCAUAACAUACGAAUACUCACCGGUGAUGUUCUUGAUUUUUGUCGUACGAAAAAAAGUGAUUCAGGGGAUCCAACACCGCAGAGAUUACAAACAGCGUUAGGAUUGUAUUCAAAUGAUUUGUGCGGAUUGGUUUUGUUAAGCGACAAUCAUCUUGGCAGUUAUUCUGGAAUUACGAAAGAAUUGUGUUCGAUAUGUCAAUUGACGACUGAAUUUCAUUUUCCUCCGAUUGAUGAACAAUUGGAAAAGAUUCGUGACGAUGUUAAGGAAGCUGUCGCAUGGCGACAAGCUCAUCAUCGUGAAGGAAGUGAUCCACAGACAAAAAAACCACCACCAAUGAGUAAGACAUUGCAAACAGGUGAUGUUUUUAUUACGAGACAUUCCAAUUUAGCACAAGUCCAUGUCGUAUUUCACAUGGUUGUCAAUGAUUCGUUAAGAUCUGGUGAUAUUAAUUCAAGGCACCCAGCCAUUUUGGGAUUGAGAAAUAUAUUAAAAACAGCUUGUUGCAAUGACGUCACUACAUUGACCAUUCCAGUUCUUCUAGUUCAUGAAAUGACAGAGGAAAUGACAGUGGCAUGGUGUACCAAAAGAGCCGAACUCGUUUUCAAAUGUGUCAAAGGUUUUAUGAUAGAAAUGGCAUCGUGGGGUGGAGCUGAAUUAAAAAAUUUACAAUUUCUCGUACCUAAGGGAAUGUCGGAAGAAGUUUUUGGAACUCUAGCAACAAUGUUACCAAGCAUAUUUCGUGUAUCUAAUCCAUUGGUAUUUAAAGCUACGAGUACACCACAAACUCCUAAAAAAUGAUCGCAAAUCUUGCCUUUGUUAUUGAAGAAACAUUUUUUUUCUCACAAAUAUUACGAUAUUUGUUACUACGUGUCACCGUAUAUCUCAAAACUCAAUAAAUAUAUAUAUAUCGUUCAUUUUGAACGAAUUAAAAUGAUACGAACGCUGUGAAUAAACCGUUUAAACUCUUAA
Molecule: messenger RNA, 2176 nt
Organism: Polistes dominula (European paper wasp)
Lineage: Eukaryota; Metazoa; Arthropoda; Insecta; Hymenoptera; Vespidae
Product: FERRY endosomal RAB5 effector complex subunit 3
Cellular component (GO): cytoplasm
Source: RefSeq, a predicted model, not a curated record